AUGGGUCUCGUCGACUAUUCAGAAUCCGAAUCCGAGUCAGAAUCGCCUCAGCAGACCCCAGUCGCCAAGGCACCACCCGCCGUCACCGCCGCGGCACCACCAUCCAAGAAGCCCUUCCAGAAAGUCGUCGACCGAUCCAGGCCAGGCAAGAUUGUUGUCAACCUACCGCAGGAGACAGCCUCAAAAUCCGACGAACCACCUACCAAGCGAGCUCGGACUGGCGCCUCGGAGGGCGGUCGCUUCUCCGGGUUCAACUCGUUCCUCCCGCCGCCCAAGAAUGCCGGCAAGAAGCCUGCUGCUGCUGGCCCCUCCGCGGGUAAACCGCGCCCAGGUAUCAACCUGCAGACGAGCGCGGCUCCAGGAUUUAACAGGGAUGCCGGCGAUGAUGUUGGUGAACCGCAAGGGGGCUCUGCGCCGCCUCCGAAGCAGGCUGAGCCGUCGGUGCCGGAGGAGCAGAAGCCAGCCGACCAGGUCAAGCUCGUUGGGAAGCCCAUGAUGUUCAAACCGCUGUCCGUAUCGAGGAACAAGAAGAAGGCGCCCAAGACGACAGCCCCAUCAUCGGCCUUGGCAGCAACAGCUCCGUCGCCGUCGUCUUCGGUAACAGCAUCUAUCACAGAACCUUCCGCAUCGGCCGUGGCGGCCGCACCUCCACCACCCAAGAAAAUUCCCCUCUUCUCGAUGCACACCGAAGAGCCAUCAGAGACGCCGUCGUCCAGCAUGUAUGAGCCGCUCUUUGUAACACAGCAACAACAGCAAGAAGCCUCGCACCAGCAGCCCCUGGAGGGUUUCGACUACACACAGCAGCAAUACGGAGGCGGCAGCGCAGAGUCGGGCCCUGCACCCACUCCGGGCGGCGAGUCCCUGGACAGCAUAGCCAACGACCUCAACCUGUCGGCAGCUGAGAGACGGCAGCUGUUUGGGCGCAGCGGCGGCGACGUGCAGGCGGCCAAGAGGGUCAUCAACUUCAACAUGGACACUGAGUACAGGCACAACGAGGAGAUCCGCGCGACAGGCGAGCAGCAGAUCCACAACCCUGUAAGGGCCAUACAGGGCAGCGGCAAGCACAACUUGCGACAGCUUGUGCAGAAUGUGCAGAACCAGCGGGAGGCUCUGGAGGAUAGCUUUGCCAAGGGCAAGUCGAAUCGCAAGGAGGCAUCGAGUAAAUACGGGUGGUAG
Geosmithia morbida is the source of this 1176-nucleotide messenger RNA. Its product is annotated as Pfam:PRCC Cterm. The record is from RefSeq and is a predicted model, not a curated record. Bases 1 to 1176 code for a protein of 391 amino acids. Gene Ontology annotation, cellular component: nucleus. Lineage: Eukaryota; Fungi; Ascomycota; Sordariomycetes; Hypocreales; Bionectriaceae. The transcript has a single exon.